Messenger RNA from Nannospalax galili (Upper Galilee mountains blind mole rat), 936 nucleotides. RefSeq names its product olfactory receptor 6C2-like. The record is from RefSeq and is a predicted model, not a curated record. Gene Ontology annotation, molecular function: G protein-coupled receptor activity; olfactory receptor activity. Gene Ontology annotation, cellular component: membrane. Gene Ontology annotation, biological process: G protein-coupled receptor signaling pathway. The transcript has a single exon. The coding region runs from base 1 to 936 and encodes 311 amino acids. NCBI's taxonomy places the organism in Eukaryota, Metazoa, Chordata, Mammalia, Rodentia, Spalacidae.
AUGAGAAACCAAACUGUAACAACCUUCAUCCUGCUGGGUCUGACAGAUGACAUUCGACUGCAAGUUCUGCUUUUCACCUUCCUGUUUCUUUCUUACAUGUUGAGUUUAUCUGGAAACCUCACCAUCAUCUCCCUCACCUUGAUUGAUCCACACCUCAAAACACCUAUGUAUAUUUUCCUCAAAAAUUUCUCCUUCUUAGAAAUUUCACUCACAACUGCUUGUAUUCCCAGAUUCCUGUAUAGCUUAUCAUCUGGGGACAAGUCCAUUACCUAUGUUGCUUGUGUCACCCAAUUGUUUUUUAUAGACCUCUUUGCAGGAACUGAGUUUUUCCUCCUGGCCACCAUGUCCUAUGAUCGCUAUGUGGCCAUCUGUAAACCACUGCAUUACACGACAAUCAUGAACAGCAGAGUCUGUAAGAACUUCAUCUUCCUGUGUUGGGUAGCGGCACUGAUCAUCAUUCUGCCACCAAUUAGUCUUGGCUUGGGUCUGGAAUUCUGUGACUCAAAUACCAUUGACCAUUUCUGCUGUGAUGCAGCUCCUCUCCUGAAAAUCUCCUGUUCAGACACGUGGUUGAUAGAACAGAUGGUGAUAGUGUGUGCUGUGCUGACGUUCAUCGUCACCUUCAUGUGUGUUGUGCUUUCCUACAUUUAUAUCAUCAGGACCGUUCUGAGAUUUCCCUCUGCCAAGCAAAAGAAAAAGGCCUUUUCCACCUGUUCUUCCCACAUGAUUGUUGUUUCCAUUACUUACGGCAGCUGCAUCUUCAUCUACGUCAAGCCCUCAGCCAAGGAUGAUGUAGCUAUUAAUAAAGGGAUCUCACUUCUUAUUAUUUCUGUUUCACCAAUGUUGAAUCCCUUUAUUUAUGCCCUGAGAAACAAGCAAGUGAAGCAAGCUUUCAAUUACUCGAUUAACAAAACUGCAUUUCUCUCAAAGAUGUAA